UGUGUGGCAAGCAGAAGGCGACCGCCGGUAAGGCCGCGUCUCUAAGAUGCUGGGGUGUAAUCGGUCGCUGAACCGUUUGUUUACCGGAGCCGAUGCGCCAGCAACUAGGUGUAGGUCAGGAAGCUCUGGUGGGGGCCUCGCGCCGGCCAACAGUCCGACGCCAACGACAGCCGCGCGCGCAUCCACCGCGCAGAUAUGGACCCACAGUGGUCAAUCUUUGUAUAACCGGUUCUUGACACCGAAAGUGACUUCCAUUGUUGUGUUCUAAGGAUGAAAUCUAUUCGUGAUUUAUAAAAAAAUAUAUACUUAGUGCCAGUGCUAGAACAAAGUGAUCAGCUUCCAUCAUCAAAGGAUUCUUUGACUGGUCAUCAUCGGAUAUUUUCCAACAAAAUGGGAGAAUGCAAGCAUAACCAACAAUGGUGGUCUACAGGUCUGCUACUGCUGAUGGUGCUGUACGCAAGCGCGCAGAGCUCGCAAUGUCCGUGGGAAGGUGCGCCCGCACUGCAUGCCGCAUGCGUAUGCGCAUAUAACUUGGCGAGGGAUAUAUCUAUCCAAUGUGAUCAGGUUGACUUCCCAACGCUUUUGUCAGCUUUUAACGUGAGUGCACGCAACAUUGUCAUCGAUCUGCUAUAUAUAAAUAAUUCAAGCAUUCCCGUUCUCACUCAUAACAUGUUCGCAAACCUUAAAAUCCAUAAUCUCCAAAUAUCUGGAUGUGGAAUAAAGCGAAUAGAAGAUGACGCUUUUCGAGGACAAGGACCAUAUCUCAAAAACCUGAAUUUGCAAGAUAACGAAUUGACUGAGGUUCCAGUGAAAGCCUUAAAAAUAUUAAUUAAUCUCUCCCUUUUAGACAUAUCGAAAAACCGCAUAACGCACAUCCCUAAUCAUUCUUUUAUUACACUCAGGAAGCUUACUACUCUGAAAGUGUCUGACAACAAUGUUACACUGGAACCACAAACGCUCAGUGGCUUAGAAAACUCAUUGAAAAAUUUUAACCUAAAAGGUACAAAACAAAAAACAGUACCAGAAUGUAUAAGAGGUCUUCGAAGCUUAGCUUUCCUUGAUCUUUCUCAAAAUAGUAUAAGAGAACUUCCAGGCCCGGAUGGCAGCCGCACAUUCGAGGGAUUAGAUUCACUAACUGCGCUAAACUUAGAACGCAACCUGAUUGUACAUCUAAGAGAAGAUGCGUUUGCAGGAAUAAAGACUACACUCAGUUCUUUAAGUCUCUUAAACAACCUUUUGCCUGAGUUCCCGACUGCUGCGAUUGGAACACUGAGUGAUUUGAGAGUAUUAGACAUCGGAUUUAAUUUACUAAAUAAAUUACCAAAAGAUGCCUUCGUGAACAAUCCGUCAAUAACAUUACUAGCGUUAGAUGGCAAUCCUUUACCAACAUUGCCCGAAGAAGCAUUUUCACACCUGAACCAAACUCUUCGAGGACUCAGCCUCGGCGGCAGAUUCUUGAAUUGCGAUUGUCGCUUACGCUGGAUAAUUGAAUGGAUUCGUAACGGAGAGUUACAAGUCACAUCACGCGAACGAAAUCCGCAGUUCUGUGGGAAUCCACCCCAUUUCCGUGAACGUGGUUUUUACAGUUUUGAGCCAAAUGAAUUGGUUUGUGACUACGAUGUCACCUCAACUACAGAAAAACAAUCAAUGACACCAAAAACAAGUUCUGUGAUAACAACUACAGCCACUAGCACCUCUGUUCCAUCAACAACCAGCAGUUCAACAAUAUCACAAGAGACAGAAAUAAACAAUAACAACAUUGUGGCGUCAACUAAACCUGCCACCGUAUCGACUACCAGCAGCACGAGCACGGCACGGCCGAGCCGCGUGCCCUCCGUCCGUCCCGCCGCGCCCACCUGGCGACAUGCCCCGCACCAACGUCCUCCGCUGGUCAUGAACUUCCCACAACAAAAGCCAAAAAUAGAUGAUUCCAAUGAAGUUAUUGUGAAAAAUGCAUACAGGCAGGACAAUUCAGUAAUCAUUCAAUGGGACUCUGACGUUGCCAAUAUACUCGGCUUCCGUGUCGUUUAUCGACUCUUCGGAGACAAAAGUUUUAAACAAGGACCACCUUUAGAAGCCAGCGAAAGAGAAUUCAAGAUAAAAAACGUUCCUUCUCAGGAAUGUAUCGUGGUCUGCGUGAUCUCCUUGGAGGAGGUUCACGUGAGUCCAGAGACGGUGCCGUACUCUCAGUGCCGUGAAGUACGCACCGUUUCAGCCGCCGCCUCCAAUAUGGACAAGAUCACGAUUGCGGCAAGUGCUGCCAUCUGCGGCACAAUAGUCGUGGCGGUACUCGUAUUUGCCGCGGCAUCGCGUCGCCGAUCUCGCACCGUGCAUCGCCUGCACACGCAAGCUCCUGAGAAGAUGCCCAACCCUUGCUGCGGCGGGCUCACCGGCACUCCGAGUCCGAGCGGCCCGCUGUCUUCGUUGGCUACAAUCGGCGCAUUUGGAAAGCAGCGUGAGUGGGAUCAAGUGUCGGCUUAUAGCGCACGUUCGAUCCCGCGUGCACGUUCCUAUACUGAACCGGCUCCUCCGGACCCAUUACCAGGUCGCCCUGGAAGAGCUCGUUCCCUCGCUGACGGUCAAUCGCAACAUAGCUAUUCUCACUCCGGCCGCUACGGAGUGCCUGGAUACCCUAGUAGCCUUCUUGGAUCACGAGCUGAUCUCCGACAGUCCCGUCAGUCCUUAGGAGCGGCAUCGGAACGGGCCUCCCGUCUUUCCCUGAGUGGCGCGGCAGGCGGGGCAACGGGCGGAACGGCAGGGUCUCGACGGAGGCCGAGGUCUAGAUCACGACCUGCUAGCCGAUAUAGCGUUGGUUCCAUAGGUAUGGGAUACUGCGAUACAUCCGACAACUGGACUGAUCACGAUAUGGAUAUUUAUAUGGCGCGGAACCCAACGACUCGGAGCGGUCUUGUACCUUUAUAGCGUGCAAGGGAGCUGGCUCGGGGAGAUGUGACAUGUCGCGGGCCGUCAUCGCCGCCAUGGGGAGGCUACACUUCCUGGUGCAGCCAUGGAGUCCGUAAAGGACAGCGCCAGCGCCGGCACUCUCGCCGACAUAGCCACGAGAAACACAAUAGACGUGCGCACAAGCACUGCAGCCGACUCACGGGUCAGAGCCAGUGUGUCCGGUAUCCGUUAGAAUACUAAGUGUUAUAAUAUUGUUACCUACUUUAAAUACUUUGCGGUCAUGUACCAAUAGUUAACUGAGUUUUGGCGUACGUAAGAAUGUAGAUAUGCCAAGGACCGUAAGUUAGAUAACAAAUAUUUUGUUAGAAAUUCUAUAAAGUAGAAACGAAAUGUUUUUUUAACAAAUUCGUAAUUUAAAACGCAAAACUUUAAAGUAUAUACCAUAUACUUCAUACCUAACAGAUUAAAUGUUGUAUGAAUUAAAAAAUAAUGCAAUUGGUUAAUGGGGACUAGUCAAAAUGUUUGUUCACUGUGUAAAAACAAACAUUUUCCACUUAUGAUGUAUAUUAGUCAGUGACAGACUAAUGUUAUUGUGUCCACAUUUUGAACACGCAGUGUUCUUAUUACCACUGAUUUGUAUUAUAUGUUACUUGUAACGUAAUGUAUUUUUGGUGCAUAUUUAUUUUUAGUUAGGACUCUCAAUUAAUAUUUAAGGUGUAAAUAAAUCUUCUUAAAUAAUUAUAUUUUAAGUAAUUUAACUGUCGUUUUUGUAAACAGAAUAAAUUCUCAUGUUCACAGGAUGAAUUCCUGCACAAAUAAAGAUUUCUUUUU
Messenger RNA from Helicoverpa armigera (cotton bollworm), 3735 nucleotides. It is a transcript of the gene haf, whose product is annotated as hattifattener. Bases 391 to 2922 code for a protein of 843 amino acids. Gene Ontology annotation, cellular component: plasma membrane. The transcript has 5 exons. NCBI's taxonomy places the organism in Eukaryota, Metazoa, Arthropoda, Insecta, Lepidoptera, Noctuidae. Gene Ontology annotation, molecular function: protein binding. The record is from RefSeq and is a predicted model, not a curated record.